Messenger RNA from Lampris incognitus (smalleye Pacific opah), 2890 nucleotides. Its product is annotated as RNA-binding protein 15-like. NCBI's taxonomy places the organism in Eukaryota, Metazoa, Chordata, Actinopteri, Lampriformes, Lampridae. The record is from RefSeq and is a predicted model, not a curated record. The transcript has a single exon. Gene Ontology annotation, molecular function: mRNA binding. Bases 155 to 2743 code for a protein of 862 amino acids. Gene Ontology annotation, biological process: regulation of alternative mRNA splicing, via spliceosome. Gene Ontology annotation, cellular component: nucleus.
UACGGGGCAGACCAACAUGGCGUACGGACCGCUCGCAUAGGGAACCGUGAAGUCAGAUUUAGUUAGUUAGCGCUAUUUUGAAAAGUACACCAUCGCAGCUCGUUCAGCGUUUGACCAGUUUGUGUGUUAGGGCAGCGGCGUCCACAUUUGAAAAAUGAAGGGUAAAGAGCGGUCGCCUGUGAAAAAACGCUCUCGUAUACUCAACGACAUCCGCGAGCGGGGAGUAGGCCACCCGACCGGCAAGAAGACCGGAGCCCUGUCGGCGGCUGGCGGCAACAACGGGGCCGCGUCCGCUAACAGCGGCGCCCCGUCCAGACGAGCUUUACCGAGUGAGAAAAGGGACGUGCGGGAUUCGGAAGUGAACAGCACGUCAAGCCGAGCCGGGAGCGAUUACGACUACGGAUCCAGCACCGCGGGUAAGGUGUCCGGCGGCGGCGACGACGGCUCCGCGGACGGGACCGCUGAUUCCCGGGCCGGUUCGCGCGGCGACCCGCGGUCCCCGUCGAGCGCGGAAAGCGAAUACAAGACCCUUAAAAUUAGCGAACUGGGCUCCCAGCUGAACGACGAAGACAUCGAAGACGGGCUGUUUCACGAGUUUAAGAAAUUCGGCGACGUGAGUGUCAAGAUAAGCCGGGUUGGCGACGAGAGGGUGGCGUUCGUUAAUUUCAGGAGGCCCGACGAUGCCAGGGCGGCCAGGCACGCACGUGGCAAGUUGGUGCUGUACGACCGGCCUCUGAAGAUCGAGCCGGUUUAUGUGAACCGGCGACGGAGCCGCUCCCCUGCCCCUAAAGACCCCUACGUCUCAGGACACAGACAUUUACACCCCCAGAGACCGCUGUCACCUACCAGCAUAGGUUACAGAGACUACCGCCUACAGCAGUUGGCGCUAGGUCGUCUCCCUCCGCCUCCGCCCCCACCCCACUUAAGGGAUCUGGACAGAGAGAGAGAGUUUUCUAUCUAUGAUGCCAGAACCAGACCUCCGUUCAUCCCCGAGUGCGCCGUGUUCCGCGAGGAGGACCUCGUGGCCCUGGAGGACGACCAGAGGGCAAACAGGACGCUGUUCCUUGGCAACCUUGACAUCACUGUGACAGAGAGCGAUCUGAGAAGGGCCUUCGACCGCUUUGGCGUUGUUACAGAGGUGGACAUCAAGCGGGCGGUGCGCGGACAGACCAGCACUUAUGGGUUUCUCAAGUUUGAGAAUCUUGACAUGGCCCACCGUGCCAAAGUUGCCAUGUCGGGCAAAGUGGUGGGUCACAACCCAAUUAAAAUUGGUUAUGGCAAACCUACCCCUACAACCAGGCUGUGGGUGGGGGGCCUUGGGCCCUGGGUGCCUCUUGCUGCCCUCGCGCGGGAGUUUGAUCGGUUCGGUACUAUCAGGACAAUAGACUACAGGAAAGGAGAUGCUUGGGCCUACAUUCAGUAUGAGAGCCUGGAUGCUGCUCAGGCUGCUUGUUCUCACAUGCGGGGCUUCCCACUCGGUGGCCCUGACAGAAGACUCAGAGUAGACUUUGCAGACAUUGAGCAACGCUACAAACAACAGCAAUACAUGCAGCUUCUCCCCCUGCCACGCUAUGACUUGGUCCCUGAGCCCUUUGGCCACCGUCUCACCCCAGAGCCCAUGAGAGUGAGAGAGAGGUCUCCUCCGGUCCCCAUUCGUUUCAGAGAGAGAGAGCUCUAUGCUGGUGCUGACUGGCCAGGCCUGGGUGUUCACGACCAGGUGCGUGGGGCAGGCUUUGAGACCCUCGAUCACCUGGAGAGGCGAUCGCGGGAGAGCUGGUCGAUGGAGCGUGAACGGGAGUUCCAAAGCCGGGAUCAGGGGCGCAAAAGAAGACAGUUGGAUGAGGGCCGGCGCAUCGACCAUUCCCCUGACGGCAGUGAGUAUGCUCGUCGUUGCCACGGGAAUUCACUGGAGCGCAGCCCCGGGGGAAGCAGCCGAGACGGGGGCCGCUACAGUGACUCCGAGCGCCUUCCUCGCUCUGGCAGACCCUCCCCUGCCAGAGAGCGCCACGCCAACCUUGACCCGACAGGACCUGCAGAAAGGAGAAGGAGGACACUUAGCCCAACCGAGCCAGGCGGCAGCUUGGAGAGGGAACGCAAACGCAAGGCCUGUGACCCUUGUAGGAGCCCUGUGAAAAAGGAUGACAGAUUAGAGCCCCCUCCCUCCUCCUUACCCUCCUCCAACUCAUCUCCCUCCAAGUCUGGCCUGCAGUCAAAGCAGGGCUCCGGUGGACAGAAGCUGUGCCAGGCCUGGCAGGGCGUUCUCCUGCUGAAAAACAGCAGCUUCCCGACAUCGAUGCACCUGCUGGAGGGGGACGUGGCCGUGGCUACCAGUCUGUUGGCUGUGGUUUCUACAGGGAGUAAGGUGUCCCAGUUGAAGAUCACUCAGCGACUGCGCCUGGACCAACCCAAGCUGGGCGAGGUGUCCCGCCGCAUCAAGGCCGCCGGUCCCAGUGGCUACGCCGUCCUCCUGGCUGUUCCCGGCAAGUACGAGGAUGGACUCCAGGAUGCUGUCAGCUCCACCGAGAGGCCACUGAAGAACCUGAUCUCCUACCUGAAGCAGAAGGAGGCAGCUGGCGUCAUCAGUCUUCCUGCGAAGGGGAGCCGUGACAAGGAACAAACCGGAGUCCUUCACGCGUUUCCCCCUUGUGAUUUCUCCAAGCAGUUCUUGGAUGAUGCUGCUAAAGCCUUUGUCAAAUCAGAGGGAGACUACAUGGUGAUGGUCAUUAUCCGGGGGGCAUCGUGAAAAAAAAAAGAGAAAGAAAGCAAAUUAUAAAAUGUCUCCCUUUAUUGAUGGGCACUGUAUAUUGACUGAGUUGUAAAAUGGGGAGUUGAGCAUAGGAGGGAUGAAGCAUUUUCUGUCAGGCCAACAGCAUAAAGCUACAACAGGUUU